AUGGUCGAUGGCCGUCUGAUCAAACGGAAAUUCCUUUGUACAGAUAAUACGCCCAACAUCGUAUUAGCCGACACCGAAGAGAGGUGGGACGUUAGCGAUGAAACUCAAGAUGUCGAUCCCGAAGAGGACUGGGGCGUCGACCGAUUAACCUCGAUUUCUCGGUCUCGUUAUGAUCAACAGAAAAUUCACCAAAGAUUCUCG
Molecule: messenger RNA, 201 nt
Organism: Mesorhabditis belari
Lineage: Eukaryota; Metazoa; Nematoda; Chromadorea; Rhabditida; Rhabditidae
Source: the annotation of a GenBank genome assembly